Molecule: messenger RNA, 1440 nt
Organism: Rotaria sordida
Lineage: Eukaryota; Metazoa; Rotifera; Eurotatoria; Philodinida; Philodinidae
Source: the annotation of a GenBank genome assembly
AUGGUAUUUUCAUAUGAUUAUUCUGAGUUACCACAAAUAGUUCUUGCUGAAAUAUUUUCUUAUUUAAAACAUAAUGAACUUUUAUUAGCAACAUCAACAUGUUUAUCAUGGCGUAAUGUAUUAUAUCAUCCAAAAUUAUGGUCAUCUAUUCCAUAUCGUUGUCUUCGUUUAAGUCUUAUUGAUCGUCAUAAUGAUAUACAAUGUUUUCGUUAUUUAACAACAAAUUUUCUUAGUAAAACACGUUAUAUUGAAAUACGUUUUGAUCCAACAGAUAUAAAUAUACUAAAAGAUAUUUUACAAUUUCUUGAUAUAUUAACAUGUACAAAUCGACAAAUUAAAAUAUUAAUAUUUCGUCCAACAAGUACACAUUGUGCAUUAGCAGAAAAUGAACAACCAUUUAUACCACUUUGUGAUAAAAUUUUUCAUUUACUUGAACAAAUUAUUCAAUCAAAUCAAGCUAUAGAAAUUAUUUCAUUUGGUUGUUGGUUUGAAAGUUUAUUUCGUAUUGAAGAAUUAGUUCAUGUUUUAGCACAAAAACAAUCUCAUUCAAUUAAACAACUUCAUUUAGCAUCAAUUAAAAGUAGUGAAACACAUUCAAUAGCUGAUAUAUAUUUACCAAGUCAAUCAUUUCUUCCAUUUACAUCAUUAAAUACAUUAAGUAUUGAUUCAACUUAUCUUACAGAUGAACUAUUACAAUGUUUUGCACAACAAUUGGCACCAUUAAAACGAUUAAUUGUACAUGUUAGUGAAUUUCGUUCGGAUACACAACCUAUCGAUGACUUAGUUUGGUAUUCAAUUGCUAGUAUUAUGCCUAAUUUACGAGUUACUGUUCAUAUGUUAAAUGCACAUGAAACAUUUCGAAAAUAUUCUCGUGUACUUCGUCCGGGUAUGCCAUUAUCACAUUUAAGAAUGUAUUUUUGUUCAUCACUUAAUGUUGAUUUAUUAUGUUAUUUAUCUGUUCAUUAUCGUUCAACAUUAGAAUGUCUUGAUGUAAUUGAUAGUGUAACUGAACCAGCACUUCGUUAUCAUAAUUUAUUUCGUGCUGAACCAGAUCCACUUGUUUUAUUGGCUUGGCAAUGUAAAAAACUUACAUCACUUACAAUUCUUGGAUACGAAGUAUUAGAAGUUAAUUUACUUGCUAUUGCUAAAUUACGUCCACAAUUACGUCGAUUAAAUGUAUGUGCUGGUUGUGUUAUGACAUUACAAUAUGGACAUUUACAAAUGAAUCAUCAAUUUGUUGAAGAUGACGAUGGAAAUGAUGCGUUUAUACAAUAUGGAAUCUGUACAAAUAGUAUUCAAACAAUUAUAGGACAAGUCCUUGGCUGGCCAUGGCAUCCAUUAAGUAAACAUGAACUACCAAUAGGUGUGUAUGAAUAUACCGUUCCACUUGAACUUUCAUUUAUCGAACAGAUACAUAAUAUUUUUCAAUCAUCCAUCUAA